Molecule: messenger RNA, 1907 nt
Organism: Haliotis rufescens (red abalone)
Lineage: Eukaryota; Metazoa; Mollusca; Gastropoda; Lepetellida; Haliotidae
Exons: 6
Coding region: 93-1907 (604 amino acids)
Source: RefSeq, a predicted model, not a curated record
AUAUUUAGCACGGGUUUUUCCAGCUUCCUUGCAGAGGGUCUUGACUCUGGUUUCGUCCACACAUUUCUCCUUCAUACAACACAUGGUUGAAUAUGGCCGAGAUGGAGAAAGGUCAAAGUGACACAGACAGUGAAGAAUGUACACCAGCAAAUUGCAGGAGGAAAAGCAAUGAUGAGGACAACCCGCCUGGAACCACUGAUGGAUCAGGCAGUACUGUGGAGGAUGCAGGAAAUAAAGAUGUUGAUGAAGAGAGUGCUGACGAAUGUUUGUUUGGUGACAUGACAGAUGAAGAAGAGGGAGAUAAAAUCGAAGAUAUGUAUGAACUUGGAGCAUGUGCUACAAAGGUCAAAUUCCAGACGGUUCAACAACAGUCGUACCAACUUGUAGGUAAAGACACCACGGCAGUAGCACAACACAUUGUGGGAUGUUGUCAGCAACCACAGGGAGAGGUUGUGUCAGCACCACAGCAGGGGACACAACUCCAGCCAGCUGACGAUGUUGAUCAGACAACAAGUCAGGCACAAUUGUCAACAACUACGCCUUGUGUAGUCCCCGAAACAACGAUUGCACAAGUCCCGAGAACAGCAGCACUGACACCAGCGUCCACAUCCUCCCUUCUUCCCAGAAUACCAGGAUCUGUUGUAUCAGAGAUACAGUCAUCAGGGCCACCUGGGGUACCAGUGCCUGUGCAUUCUCCCGCAGUUGUCCAGUACAACUAUUUCUACGUACGGCAGAAUUUUGGGGAUGUGACAGUCAGGGGCGCCAGGAAUCUGAACUUUGGCGGAACCCAGAACAUUAGAGGAACACAGGACGAUGGUGCACCUCGGACCAACCAGGAAGAGGAGAAACAACUGACUUCAGCACAGAAGAUCAGGAAAAGAACAGAAUCCAGGAUACAGUCGUGGACUAAAGACAUGGUGGAGACAGAAGGCCUGCAGAAGGUGACAGACAAGCUAGACAGAGGAGCAACAUGGGUGACAAUUAAAGGAAGACCAGGAGAGGGGAAGUCUACAAUAGCCUACAUGGCUCUCAAAGAUCAGCACACUCAGGGGAGACAAGUGUAUCAGGUGGUGUCACCGGAGGAGUUCAAUGAGGUCAUAACGGCCAGCACUAACCCUGUCAUUAUGUUAGAUGACAUAUUUGGUGAUCUGGAAUUUGAUGUAGCAGAAUGGGCCAAGUGGAGACCAAGUCUACAACCUUUUGUGGAUGUGAAAGAUCCUGAUAAAUAUACAGAAAAAGAUUCCAUAGACAAGUCCACUAAUAUUGAAAAUGCUUCAAAGCGAACAAAAGAUGAGCAAACAGAGCUGAAAAGAACGGCGCCUAACAAAGACCAAACUAUCAUUAUCCUCGUAGGCCGUGAUUAUGUGUUGAAAUCCUCAUUGUCAGACUUGGGAAAGAUGGCAGAUUACAUAUCUAGUCCCCUGUAUGUGGUGGAAGUUUCUUCUCUGAGAGACUCUUGUGAACGAAGAAAGAUUUGGCAUGUUCAUGUCAAAACAAAGACAAAGAUGGACUUUGAUGAGUCAACUGUGUCUCAGAUAUGUCAGGCGGACUGUCCACACGGCUUUCCCCAUAUAUGUAAAAUGUUUGUCGCAACAUAUGGAAAGGAUCAGACGCAACCUUCAGCAGAGACUAUUUUAGAUUUUUUAAAAAUGCCUCUUGUGUUCCUCAGAAAGACUUUGUAUAAAUUUCUUAAGGAUAAGAUAAAGCGUUCACUGUUCAUGGCUAUGAUUAAAAGAGAUGGGAAGGUUAGUGGACAGGAGUUGGAGGAUGAUGAUAAUCUUGCGUAUGAAAGCAUAACAGCUGCUGAUGAUUUGGUUGGAUCUUAUCUCAAGAAGGAAGAUGACACAUACAUGUUUGACCAUCCCUCUAUAUAUGACAGUGUUGCUUUAAUACUCAUGAACACAUGA